GUGGUACGGGGCAGGAUGCAAGCUCGCAUAUAUCAUGGCACGAAGGCACAUGCUCGCGAGUGCAAGUGCAAGAAGUGCAUCAAUCUACGCUUCGUCACGUUGUGUUGCGGCUGUCACUGCGCGUUUAAAAGAACUACGGAUAAUCCCGAUCAAAAUCCCGUGAUCACGUACUGAAGAAAUGUGGGAGAUGAUGAGAUUGGGAGCCAUGACGAAGGUGAUGAUGGUGCUCUGCAUGGUGGCUGGAGUUCACGAGGCUUCAGCGGGCUGCAAACAUUGCUCACAGACCAUAGGCAAGGAAGAGAAGGCCAUGUUCCGCACCCACUCCGACGCCUGCCUGGCCACGUCCAGAGCGGACCCCGGGCAGGUGGACGCCCUGAGUCGCGGCGAAUUCCUGGACACACCCCAGCUGAGGGCUCACGUGUACUGCGUGCUGUUGAAGUGCAAGGUGGUCGGCAAAGACGGCAAGCUGCAGAAGACGGCCGUCUUUGACAAGCCCGCUGUUCGCGGGAACGGAAAGGAUGUUGCUAAGAUCUUGGAGAACUGUGCUGCUCACCAGUACGGUAACGCGCCCGAGGACCUGACCUGGAACCUGUUCCGAUGCGCCUACAACAAGAAAGCUAUUCUCUUUGACUACAUGCCCAACGCAACGAGCACUCUGGAAGCAUAGCGCCAAUGACUAGUACAAAGACAUCAUUCUCUCUAGUAUUGCCUCAUCGGUAAAUGCCGCUAUUGCUAUACUGUGUGUCUUGUUAUCAUUUCCAAUUCUAUUACUGAACUUGCAACAAUGUAAAUUAGUUGUGUUUCCCUCAAAUAAAAUAAUAUCUCAAAAUCUC
This is a messenger RNA of Cydia fagiglandana, 833 nucleotides long. RefSeq lists its product as uncharacterized. The record is from RefSeq and is a predicted model, not a curated record. The transcript has 5 exons. Bases 179 to 667 code for a protein of 162 amino acids. Lineage: Eukaryota; Metazoa; Arthropoda; Insecta; Lepidoptera; Tortricidae. Gene Ontology annotation, molecular function: odorant binding.